Messenger RNA from Penicillium malachiteum, 948 nucleotides. RefSeq names its product isopenicillin N synthase family dioxygenase. Bases 1 to 948 code for a protein of 315 amino acids. The transcript has 2 exons. NCBI's taxonomy places the organism in Eukaryota, Fungi, Ascomycota, Eurotiomycetes, Eurotiales, Aspergillaceae. The record is from RefSeq and is a predicted model, not a curated record.
AUGACAACCACCUUCUCUUCUUUACCAAUUGUCGAUGUUGGGCCUCUUGGAGCUCCCGGUGGAGCAUCUGAGGAGGAAUUGACGGCUCUCAGCGAGCGUCUUUACGAUGUUUUCGCGACAACAGGUUUUGCAUAUCUUGUGAAUGUCCUUCUCAGCUACAACCAUGAGACAGUGUUCAAUAUUUCGCGAGAAUUCUUCGCACUUCCAGAAGAGGAGAAAAUGAAGCUUGCCAAAUGGUCCUUUCGACUUGACCAACACAACACUUACCGAGGAUAUUUUCCCACGCAACCAGAGUUAGCGAACGACAAUCUGAAAGAACGCUUUGAGAUGGGCCCCAUGCAACCAAUCCGCACGCGAUCUACAUCGCCUUCCUCCAAAUUCAACUUGACUGAACCGAAUAUCUGGCCCGAUACGACUAUCUUCCAUAGGCGCUCUCAACUAGAGGCUCUCUACGCCGAACUACAAGCCCUCACUUCUAACCUGCUGUCCCUCCUGGCGACCUCGUUGGGCAAACCAGCAGAUUAUUUCGCACCCUAUCUGGAAGAUUCCCUAAGCACCCUGCGACUUCUACAUUACCCGCCUGUAGCAUCUACUGCCUCUGUUUCUGGAUCCACCAAUUCAGAUGAGGUCAAGCUCAGUAGUACACCACAUACCGAUAGCGGCAUCUUGACUCUGUUGCACCAGGAUUCAACUGGUGGGUUGGAGGUGCGCAAUUCCACCGGUGAGUGGAUUGCGGCUCCGUAUAUCCCGGAAUCUCUCGUAGUCAAUAUCGGGGAUCUAAUGGCCAAGGUCUCCGGUGGACGCUUCGUCGCUACCAUGCAUCGGGUUCGCGCCCCUGCGCUGAAUGCAUCCGCUUCAGCAAUAGGACGACAGAAUGGUGAGGCUGGAGCCAAAGCUCUUGGACGUAUCAGUGUUCCUUUUUUGAGCUUGGUGAAAAUUGUUUGGUAA